AUGUCGCCCCCACUCGAGCUCGACUACAUAGGCCUCUCGCCGCCGGCGGCCGCCGCCGCCGCUGCCGGUGCCGACGACGACCUGAAGGGUACCGAGCUCCGCCUCGGUCUGCCGGGGUCCGGGUCGCCGGAACGCCGUGUCGCGGCUGCCACCGCUACCACCCUGGACCUGCUCCCGGCCAAAGGCGCCAAGCGCGGGUUUUCUGACGAGGCGCCCCCGCCAUCGCCCGUUGCCGCUGCUGGGAAGGGAAAGAAGGUGGCGGAAGAGGCGGACAACGACAAGAAGGUUGCAGCGACGCCGCAGCCGGCUGCAAAAGCUCAGGUGGUGGGAUGGCCACCAAUCCGCAGCUACCGCAAGAACACGAUGGCUACCACCCAGCUGAAGGGCAGCAAGGAGGAUGCUGAGGCCAAGCAGGGCCAGGGGUUCCUGUACGUUAAGGUCAGCAUGGAUGGCGCGCCGUACCUCAGGAAGAUUGACCUCAAGACUUACAAGAACUACAAGGACCUGUCGACUGCCCUUGAGAAGAUGUUCAAUGGCUUCAGUACUGGCAAGGACGGCUUAUCUGAGUACCGCAAGGAUGGUGAAUAUGUUCUGACUUAUGAGGACAAGGAUGGAGAUUGGAUGCUUGUCGGCGAUGUACCAUGGGAGAUGUUCGCUGACUCUUGCCGCAGGCUCAGGAUCAUGAAAGGAUCAGAUGCAAUUGGACUUGCUCCAAGGGCAGCUGAUAAGUCCAAGAACCGCAACUAG
This is a messenger RNA of Miscanthus lutarioriparius, 747 nucleotides long. Lineage: Eukaryota; Viridiplantae; Streptophyta; Magnoliopsida; Poales; Poaceae. The record is from the annotation of a GenBank genome assembly.